Selaginella moellendorffii is the source of this 1869-nucleotide messenger RNA. Its product is annotated as branched-chain-amino-acid aminotransferase-like protein 2. Gene Ontology annotation, molecular function: catalytic activity. Gene Ontology annotation, biological process: carboxylic acid metabolic process. The coding region runs from base 66 to 1727 and encodes 553 amino acids. The transcript is spliced from 19 exons. The record is from RefSeq and is a predicted model, not a curated record. Lineage: Eukaryota; Viridiplantae; Streptophyta; Lycopodiopsida; Selaginellales; Selaginellaceae.
CCGGGCAUGACGACAAAGUUUUUGGUAUUUCUUUUUUUCUAGGCUAAGGCAAUACAUUCGCGGCGAUGGAAGGAAAUGGGGGCGAGAUGAAUGCCAAGCCCGUGGAGGUGAUCCAGCUAUGGACGGGGCCGAGAUCGCUGAGUACAAGCCUCAUGUACUCCUUCGCGCAGCGAGACGAUACCGAGGUGCUGGAUGAGCCGCUCUAUGCGCAUUACCUGCGCGUCAGCGGCGCGGAGAGGCCAUAUCGGGACGAGCUCUUGACGGAAAUGGAGUCGGAUGGGAGCAAAGUCGUGGAGGCGAUCUUCGGUCCAUGCAAGAUGAAGUAUCGCUUCUGCAAGCAAAUGGCCAAAUUCCGGACACCUUGUCUCACAGAUGACAUUCUCAAGGGGAAGCAUGUCAUUCUUAUCAGAGAUCCGCUGGCGAUUCUCCCUUCUUUCGAUGAUGUUGUUCCCGCGACUCUCAAGGAUCUCCAAUGGUCGUCGCUUCUCAGUAUGUACAGUGACCUCCAAAGCAUUGGAGAAAGUCCACCCGUGAUUGACGCGUCAGACCUUCAAAAGGAUCCCGAGGGCGUUCUACGAGCUUUGUGCGCGGCACUUGGCAUGGACUUCCAACAUGCCAUGCUCAAGUGGAAUGCUGGUCCCAAACCAGAGGAUGGGAUGUGGGCAAAGUGGUGGUAUAGCUCUGUUCACAGGUCUACGGAAUUCUCGCCAUUGCCGCUCCAUCCACGAAAGCCUUUCCCAAAGGCUUUAUAUACACUCUUGGAGGAAUGCCGACCAAUUUAUAAGAUGCUUAAGCGGCAUGCUUUGCAGCCACAGGCACCCGAGGCUCCACCAUUGCCGGUGCCGUCCAACAAGAAUAUCUUUGCCUGGGUCGGAGACGAGAUAGUUCCCCGAGAUGACGCUAAGGUUUCUGUGUUUGAUUCUAUCGUGCAAGGUGGAGACGGUGUCUGGGAAGGGCUCCGCAUUUACAAAGGGAAGGUUUUCAAGCUGGGGGAGCAUUUAGACAGGUUGUUUGAUUCGGCCAAGGCGAUGGCAUUCACAAACCUUCCGAGCCGUGACUUUGUGAAACGAGCCUUGUUUUCGACAUUGAUUAUAAACGGGAUGUUUGACAACGCUCACGUUCGUCUCACACUGACAAGAGGAAUGAAGGUUACGUCUGGAAUGAGUCCUGCAUUCAACUUGUAUGGCUGCACACUUCUAGUUGUCGCUGAAUGGAAGCCACCGGUGUAUGACAAUAGUGGAGGCAUUCGAUUAAUCACUGCUUCAACCCGUAGAAACUCUCCAAACUGCCUAGAUUCGAAGAUUCACCAUAACAAUCUCAUCAACAACAUACUUGCGAAGGUGGAGGGAAACACUGCUGGUGUGGACGAUGCUAUAAUGCUCGACUGCGACGGCUUUGUGUCUGAAACAAAUGCUACAAACAUAUUCAUGGUGAAAAAGGGACGUGUUUUGACGCCCUCGGUGGAUUACUGCUUACCAGGAAUCACACGAGAAACCGUUAUUGAGCUCGUGAAACAAGAAAAAAUCGCAAUGAUCGAGAGAAGGAUUUCAUUGACAGAGUUUCACACAGCAGACGAGGUGUGGACAACAGGAACAAUGGGAGAGAUCACACCGGUCAUAGAGAUCGAUGGCCGACAAAUUGGAAGCUCACGUCGCAUUACCUCGAGGAUCCAAGCCGCUUAUAAAGCUCUCACAGACAAAGAAGGCGAGCCCAUCCCUUGCAAGUGAGAGAUAGCCAAGUACCAUGUAUUUCUUUUCUCAAGCCACCUUCUCGGUGACUUUAGUCUCGCUUCUCACCGUCUGAAAAGGCCACUUCCUCAGUGGCUUUGGUUUGUUAAUCUAAGCUUAAACUGUGGGUUUAAUUGCCUUU